Aspergillus uvarum CBS 121591 is the source of this 1686-nucleotide messenger RNA. RefSeq names its product putative GTPase NOG2. The record is from RefSeq and is a predicted model, not a curated record. Gene Ontology annotation, cellular component: nucleolus. NCBI's taxonomy places the organism in Eukaryota, Fungi, Ascomycota, Eurotiomycetes, Eurotiales, Aspergillaceae. The coding region runs from base 1 to 1686 and encodes 561 amino acids. Gene Ontology annotation, molecular function: GTP binding. The transcript has 3 exons.
AUGGGUACCGGAAAGAAGGAAGCCACUCGUAGAGAGCGGCAGGGGAAGACUGGAGAUGGCAUGGGAAAUGUUCGCACCAAGGGUGAAAACUUCUACAGAGAUGCGAAGAAGGUGAAACAUUUGAAUAUGUUGAAGGAUGGAAAGCCUCGACGUAACGCUGAGGGAAAGAUCACUGUGGCUGCUUCAUACCAAUCUCGUGAAGCUCCGGUCGCUAGAAUAGAGCCCAACCGUAAAUGGUUUGGCAACACGAGAGUGAUUUCCCAGGAGGCUCUGUCGUCUUUCCGCGAGGCGGUUGCCGAACGUGCUUCCGACCCCUAUUCAGUCUUGCUCAAGACCAACAAGCUUCCCAUGAGCCUGAUCAGAGAUGAUAAGGGCGCCAAUGGAUUGAAGCAGCAUGAGGCCAAGAUGGCUAUUGAGAAUUCUCCUUUCAGUGAUACCUUUGGGCCCAAGGCGCAGAGGAAGCGCGUCAAGAUGGGGGUUGCCUCUUUGGAGGACCUGGCCGGCGAAACCGUCAAGAUGCACGACGCUUACGUCGAGAAGACAGACCAUGCUACUCAUGAAGAUGGUACUUUGGUUGUCAACGGUGAUGAUGUUGCAAAGGAUGACAACUCCGGCCUGGCAACCACCGCUGUUGAGUCUGUCUUCUCCAAGGGUCAGAGCAAGCGUAUCUGGAAUGAGCUUUACAAGGUCAUCGAUUCAUCCGAUGUGGUACUUCAUUUACUUGACGCUCGUGAUCCCGAUGGUACACGCUGCAGGAGUAUCGAGAAGUACAUCCGUGAAGAGGCACCUCACAAGCACUUGAUUUUCGUCCUGAACAAGUGUGAUCUUGUUCCCACAGGUGUAGCGGCUGCUUGGGUACGACACUUGUCGAAAGACUAUCCUACUCUAGCUUUCCACGCCUCGAUCACCAACUCUUUUGGUAAAGGUUCUUUGAUCCAACUUCUAAGACAGUUCUCCUCCUUGCAUUCCGACCGCAAGCAGAUUUCUGUCGGUUUGAUUGGAUAUCCAAACACUGGAAAAUCUUCAGUCAUCAACACUUUGCGGAAGAAGAAAGUGUGUACCGUGGCCCCAAUUCCUGGAGAGACCAAGGUCUGGCAGUACGUUACCUUGAUGAAGCGGAUCUACCUCAUCGAUUGUCCUGGUGUGGUACCAGCCAGCUCGAACGCCACUCCCGAAGAUAUCCUUCUUCGAGGUGUGGUUCGAGUGGAGAACGUAGAGAAUCCCGAGCAGUACAUCCCGGCCGUUCUCAAGCGAGUGCAGCCCAAACACUUGGAGCGUACAUACGGCAUCAAGAAUGUCGAGGAUCCUAUCGAGUUCCUCAGUAUCCUCGCUCGCAAGGGUGGUCGUUUGCUCCGUGGAGGAGAACCUGACCUCGAUGGUGUCGCCAAGAUGGUCAUCAACGAUUUCCUCCGAGGAAAGAUUCCCUGGUUCACUCCCCCGCCUCACAAUGCCGGUGGGGAGGACGAGGCGAUCGAGGGUCGUGCUGGUCGGCUCGGAGAAAUGAGUCGGAAGCGCAAGCUCGACGACACUACCUCCGAAAAGCCAGAGGACUCUAAGAAGGCGUCGAAAGCGAAGGCUUCUGAAACUGACAACGACGAAUUCGAGGGCUUCGAGAGCGACGACGACGAUGACUCGAUCGCGAACCUUGAAAUCAGCGAUGAGGAAAGUGGCGAAGAAGACGAUUAA